AAUCACAUAUUUAUAUCCUAUCUAUGAAACUCAAAAACAUCUCCUUUUUAUGGCUCUUUUCUUUUAUCAUUGCAUUAAUUUCCAUCAUAUUUUCCAUUUGGUUAAACAUUUCUACCUCCAACUUACCCUUUGUAAAACAAGACAUUUUUGAGGAUUAUAACCUCCUAAGGAUUUUGAAGCAUAGCAUUUGGACAAGCUAUAACCACGACCAGGACCAUGACCAUAGGAGAGCAAUAAAGGCAUGUGAAUUAGAUGAUUCAAAAUGGAUGUCUAUGUUGCCAUCCUUAUACCCAAUAUCUCUUACUUUAACAGUGGAUUUACAUGGUUGUGGAAACUUUACUAGUGUUCAACAAGCAGUUGAUGCUGUACCAGAUGUUAUUAGCUCUUCUUACACUCAUAUCAUUAUAGCUUCUGGUCUUUACAGGGAGAAGGUGAUGAUUAAUACAAAGAAAACCGAGAUAAUAUUGGAGGGUCAAGGAUACCAAAACACAAUUAUAUCUUGGAAUGAUACUUCUAAAUCUUCCGGAAGCACAGCCAAUAGUGCUUCAUUCACCGUUUUUGCGCCUGGAUUUAUAGCUUUUAACGUUAGCUUUCAGAAUACAGCUCCACAACCAUCUCCAGGAGAUGAAGGAGGGCAAGCAGUAGCAAUGAAAAUAUCAAGUGAUAAAGCUGCCUUUUAUGGUUGUGGCUUUUAUAGUGCUCAAGAUACUCUCAAUGAUGAUCGUGGCAGGCAUUACUUUAAAGAUUGCUACAUUCAAGGUUCCAUUGAUUUCAUCUUUGGAGACGGUAGAUCGCUCUAUGAGAAUUGUACCAUAAACUCAAUAGCUCAAGAGAGUACACAAGGAGUUGAUGGAUCAAUAACAGCACAAGGAAGGCAAUCAAAAGAGGAAAACACAGGGUUUUCCUUUGUGAAUUGCAAUAUAAUUGGAAGUGGUAGAGUUUGGCUUGGCAGAGCUUGGGGAGAAUAUGCUACUGUUGUCUUCUCCAACACUAACAUGAGUGAUAUUAUUUCUCCUGAUGGAUGGAAUGAUUGGAGAGACCCCUCUAGAGACACAACUGUUUUCUUUGGAGAAUAUGGAUGCAUGGGAUCAGGAGCAAGUGACAGUAAUAGGGUUAAUUAUAGUAGGCAGCUAAAGCAAGAUGAGGCUGCUCCAUUUAUGGAUAUUUCUUAUAUUGAUGGGGAUGAUUGGCUUCUUCCUAAUCCAAGCCUUUCAUUGAACUCUAUUGACAUCAAUAAACAAAAGAUAAAAUCUCUUGAGUUUUAAAAUGUGCGUAUACUGAUGUAGAACUUCUUUUUGAAUUUGCGUCAUAAUAAUUAGAAAAAGUAUAAAUAUUAAAUUAUAUGGUGCAAAUUUAAAUAGACUAGAGUAGAAGUUUAGAUGAUAAUGAAAUAAUUUGAAUCAUUGUUUGGUAGACAUGAUUUUAUCGUAUUUUGAUGUUAUGAGUUAUUGAUAAAGUAUCUUGACAUGCUAACGUUUUACAUGGAUUGUGAAAAUUAAUAAGAUUAGCAUAUAUAUAUAUAUAUAUAUAUGUAAAACAAAACUCAUGCUUAAUAAUUGGA
Amaranthus tricolor (Joseph's coat) is the source of this 1561-nucleotide messenger RNA. RefSeq names its product probable pectinesterase 15. Gene Ontology annotation, molecular function: pectinesterase activity. The transcript is spliced from 5 exons. The record is from RefSeq and is a predicted model, not a curated record. NCBI's taxonomy places the organism in Eukaryota, Viridiplantae, Streptophyta, Magnoliopsida, Caryophyllales, Amaranthaceae. Bases 24 to 1265 code for a protein of 413 amino acids. Gene Ontology annotation, biological process: cell wall modification.